Molecule: messenger RNA, 2702 nt
Organism: Aplosporella prunicola CBS 121167
Lineage: Eukaryota; Fungi; Ascomycota; Dothideomycetes; Botryosphaeriales; Aplosporellaceae
Exons: 2
Coding region: 237-2603 (788 amino acids)
Molecular function (GO): oxidoreductase activity
Source: RefSeq, a predicted model, not a curated record
CGCGCCGUCGCACAAAACGGCGGCGCCUCCCACUCUUAUGCGUCGACUCCUCCGGGGCCCGCGCCCGCAUCUGUCACGGGGCCCUGUCGCCGCCGAUAACGAUUGACCUCGUCCGUGGUUGCUUUUGCGGGCAUUUCCGCUUCCGCGACCCCUUCCACACCGCUCGCGCCCGCGUCCACGUCUCUCGCGCCGCCUCGCUGCUCCCGCUCCCCACCCCUCAAGCCCUCGCCCUCGCCAUGAAGUCCGUUCUCGUCGUCGGCGCCGGCCCGGCCGGCCUCGUGGCCGCGAAGACUCUCCUGCACUCGUUUCCCCCGGACACCUUUUGCGUCAAGGUCCUCGACCGCAACGCCCGCGUCGGCGGCAUGUGGGCCGUCGAGAGGGGCGAGCACGGCGGCAGGGUCAGCCCCGACAUGCGCGUUAACGGUUCGCGCUUCACCGUCCACUUCUCCGACUUCUCGUACGAAUCGGCCGGCGUCGGCGAAGACCCGCUGCCCAUGUUCCCGCGCGCGUGGCAGGUCGGCCGCUACCUGCGAGCCUACGCCGACAAGUACAUUCCCGCCGACGCGUUCCAGCUCGAGGCCCGCGUCACUAGCGCCGAGCGCGUCAACUACCGCGGCCGCGACGUGUGGAAGGUUGAGUGGAAUGGCCCUCCGGAGCCUGGCUACCCUCCGCCGAAGAAAACAAAGUUUCCCAAAUCCAAACAACCCACCGCCGAGGAAAUCGUAUAUUUGCUGAAAUCGUCCGGCACUACCUACCAGGGUUUUUUCGAUUUUCUCAUCGUCGCCACCGGUUUCUUUCAUGCGCCACGCCCGUUGCGUCUAAAACCGCAGAACGGGAGCCCUCCGUUUCGCGCCAAACAGCAACAUAGCUCGCAAUUUCGGAGUGUAGAUGACCUGCUGGGUGACCGUUACAAAGACAAAAAUGGCACGAUAGUGGUGGUGGGUGGCGGCAUGUCGGGAGUCGAGGCGGCGUCAACGGCAGCUCUUCAGAUAUCGGAUGAUCAGCACUCUCCUUCCGCCCCUUCCGUGACCAAGAUCCGCAAAGUUUAUCAUGUCACGUUGCGACCAUUUUACGUCCUUCCGCGCUACGUCCCUCCGCAACCACCGGAUCAGAACACGUUCGAUCCUGCUCCGUUCUUCGCUCCGCUAGACUUAAGGAUGUAUGACCUGAGCCGCUGGCCUGAAGGCCCUAUAUUCCCAAUGAACGGACGAGUCCCGCCGGGACGUGCCGCGCUAGGUCAUCAAUACCUUCAAUCCGUGCUGGGUGAUAAUCAAGAUGACUUGGGUUCUUCGGCGCUGACGCAGUCGGGUAGGGAGAUGGAGAAGCCCGCCUUUGUCGGUAUCAGCGACAACUAUGUUGAGUUUGUUCGCCAAGGAAUCAUAGUUCCGAUUCGCGGGAGAGCGACCGCCCUGGAAACAGAUGCACUCUCAGGCUGCUCCGUGAACGUGGUGUCUGGAACAAAGACGACGAGGAUAAUGAAUGUCCUUGGAGUAAUCCACGGCACGGGGUUUACGCCUCGCGAUUCCGUGAAAUGGCUGGCCAAGGACGUUCGCCAGGCCAUGGAGUGCGAAGAAACAUGCCAUAGAAUGCCUCUCCUGUUGAAUCGCCAUUGCAUAUGUCAUGACAACUACCCGUCGCUAGGUUUUGUGGGCUUCUACGAAGGACCAUGGUGGGGGGUGAUGGAGAUGCAAGCUCGCCUCAUUGCCCAAAGAUGGAGCGCCAUGGAUGACGAUCGUCGCGUAGGUCCAGGUCCCUCAUCUCAUAAAGCUGAUCCAUUCAGAGCGGACUCCCGCUCGAGGUCCGAGUUAGAGAUUGCUGAGAUGCGAGAGCUAAGGAAUGCCAUGAUGCAGAAGCUUGACGACGUGCCGCAGUUCUGGAUGGGCGACUACGUCGGUUUGAUGGAGGGUUUCGCCCGCGAACUGGGCAUCCAGCGCAGUGAUGAGGGCUUCAUGGGCGAACACUGCGGCCCCUGCACGCCUGGACGCUACCCCGACCUCGCUGCGAAUGAGAAGGAAGUCCAGAGAAACAUGAGCGACCUACACAGCACGCUCGAUGCCCUUACUAACGGCACGAUGUUUGUCGCACCCGCAGCAUUUCGUGCCUUGCAGGGUGAGUGGGAGCUGCAACGCACUCUGAAAAGCAAGCUGCCGAAGCUACCGACUAGUACGUUAAGAGGGACGGCGCAUUUCCAUGCCCGCUUCCCGACGCAUCCAGAUUUUGAAGGGGAGUACCUUUAUGUAGAGAGUUUGGAUCUCGAAGUCGAAGAUGGCGCUGGAGGACAAACGCGGCUGCCGGCCUCUCGGAGCUACAUUUAUCGCUACUCUCUACCGCUGGACCGAUUGUCAGUGUGGUUUGUGAAGGCCGACGGGAAGAGCGCUGAUCGUCUUUUCUACGAGAUGAAGUUUGCGUCACGAACUGAUGAGAUGGAAGAACGCGGCUAUGGAUGGAUUGCGAACGGACGCCACGAGUGCGACGAGAACGAAUAUGAGGCGAGGUGCGAAUUUCGGUUCAAGGGCGUCGGUCUCGAGACGUUCGGGGUAAGGUACGACGUGCGUGGGCUGCAGAGGACAUACUCCAGCGAGAAUCAGUACGUGAGAAUGUGAAUUUGUAGCAUGUAUGCGCUUUAAAAUCGUCUUAUGUCCAAGGCUUAUUUAUGUAGCUAAACAAGGAACAAUCCAUAGGAAUGCAUGUUUCCCCUCCCC